AUGAGGUUCUUGAAGUUCUUUGGGAUUAUGUGCCUUGAUAUCUACUACUAUAUGUCUGGUGCAGUUAAUGGAAGCCUGCACGUCAGCAUAAAUGAAACAGUAGUGUUCUCUGCGAGUGGUGAUAAAGGAGACAUACGGCAUAAAGCUAGUAUAAAUAUAUCAUCUAUUGUGGGAUUGCAUUGGGUAAGCAUUAAUGUAGGAAAAGUUGUUAGCUCGGGUAGACAAGCGACCCUUCUACCCGGGACAAGCUUUUUUUCGGAAUAAACAGGUCCUUAGGAUCGUAAGGAGUACUUUGAAUGGAUUAAGCAUAAAACGGCCAAUUUAUAACAUUAAUCCUCCGACGUAUAAGGGGGCGGGGGGUGAAUGCCACCGCCCCAUAAGGUUUUUCUCAGUUUUUUUCCUAGAGGAUAAAACAUCAGCACCUGACGUUUUUAGUAGCUGUUCGUUUAUUCCUCGCGCAGAUUUUGGGACAAGUUUAGUGAUCGUCAGUUGCUAUGAUUACGAGAUAUGACGUCAUAAGUAGCAGGUGGUCAAGCCAAUUUUGGGUGAAAAUACAUGUUUUUUCAACUUCUUUCAACAAUAAAAGUAAGUUUUGUGGCUAAAAUCAUGCAAAGUGUUUAUUUAUGUGUUAUUUUUCAUGUAAAGCACAAAGAAUUACCAUUUCUCGCGGUUUUAACCUGAUUUCCAAUUCUUGGUAAAAUCCGAGAUGGCGACCAUUGUUGGUGACGUCACAGGCCUCCAGCAGUUCCACCACCCAUAAAAUAUACUUCAUCUUGUUAAGAAGAUCAUGACAAAGACUUUCCACUAAAAGUAAAAUCGUUUCAAUAUGCUGCAACAUAUUAAAAACUCCGGGGAGGGGUUCCAUCAACCCCUUCCCCCCUUCUACCACGGUGGGGGUAUGAAUUUGCUUGUUCGUCCGAGGGUUAAGAUUCAUUUCUUCUUCUCAACUUAGAAAUAACAUGCAACUUUGAUGUAUCAAUGUGCGGUUUCCAGCCGGGCAAAGAUGGGACGCUUUACUGGACUCGGCACAGGAGCAGCAGAUCUUCCAGUAAAGGACCUUCCUAUGAUCACACCACUAGAAACAUGACAGGUGAACUCUAAACUAAUUAAAUUUUAACUAGCCAGACUUACUAUUAGCAGAGACAGUUACGGUAGUUAGAGCAUCCAGUCAUCAAAUUGUAGACAAUAAGAAUUAAACCAAAACUUUUUUUUUUUAGUUUUCAUAUCUAAAUCCAAGUUUUGCACUAUCCUGGGUUAUCUCCACCCAGCCUUCGGCCCGUUGGGCCUAGAAAAAUUAUCCUUGAGACUACCCUUAUUCUUAGGGUCAGGUUGAGCCAAACAGACCCCCCCCCCCCCCACUUAUUUGAUGAUCUGAAUCCGGUAAUAUAUAGUAACCCUAUUUGCUCCUGCUAUACAAUAUCCAGUUGCAUGUAGCACUUCCCGUGGCCCUCAACUCCAGAAAGGAGCCUUAACACUUAAGUUUUUAUUCAUUUUACCUCACUUACGUUGCACUUACGAGGUCAGAGAACUAUUUUAGCAUUUGCGCACAGACUAUGAAAAAUCUUAUUCUAGGUCUACUGAAAAACGUUUUUUAGUAAGCACUGGUUAUUUUUCUUUCCUGUAUCCGUAUCUCUUUGUAAGUUGUUACACAUUCAUUUUUUACAGUUAUCUAGUCAACAAGAACUUACAAAAUUGGACAGUCGGUCCUCAACUUAAAACUACGGUUUAGUUAUAAGUUGCUACCCUCUAUUUAUCUUUAUCUCUGUAAAGGUUAUUACAUGUACAUAGAAGCAUCCAGUCUACAUCAACCAGGUGAUGAUGCAAAAUUGUACAGUCCUCCACUGAAGUUCUUUGGGAUUAUGUGCCUUGAAUUCUAUUACUGUAUGUUUGGUGUAGCUAAUGGCAGCCUGAACGUCACCAUAAAUGAAACAGUAGUGUUCUCUGCGAGUGGUGAUAAAGAAGACAUAUGGCAUAAAGCUAGUAUAAAUAUAUCAUCUAUUGUGGGAUUGCAUUGGGUAAGCAUUUAUAAUGAGACCACGUCGAUAUCAAAACCGUCUGAAAACGGUUUUCUCUAAACGCAGUAGGAAGCCAAUGCUUUUAAGCGGCAUAAGGCAGGAAUCUUUGACAAAUUUUUAGGAAUUUUCGAGAGUCUAAAUUCCACAAAUCUUACUUUAGACGGACUUUCUGUAUUUAUCAGCAAAACAAGUAAAACUAUAAUACUUCAUCUUAUCAUUAACUAUAAAUUAAACGCAGACAAAAGGUAAGUUAUACCGUAAAAUUCCGAAAAUAAGCCCCUCCAUGUAUAAGCCCCUCCAAAUAUAAGCCCCCCCAAACUCGUAACGCAAAAAACCCUCCGUUAAAUUGCCCCUCCAAAUAUAAGCCCCCCGGGGGGCUUGUACUUGGAAAUUGCCCUCAAAUAGAAAGUAAAACAAAGCAAAACGGUAAAUUUCCUUCCAACUAUAAGGCUAGCCCAAUCGAUUUGAAACGCAAAUUUCCCUCCGUAGAUACGCCCCUCCGAAUAUAAGCCCCUCCAAAAAUAAGUCCCUCAAAAAGGGCCUUUGAAAAAUAUAAGCCCCGGGGCUUAUUUUCGGAAUUUUACGGUAUAUCACUUUAAAGUUCGUAAAUGCAAAGAAAAAUAUCACUUAGCGUUUCAAAGAGGAUGUGCUUGCUGUUUGUUUCAAUUAUUUAGUUCUUUAAACAUUCCAGUUAAUUUUUCAUUUCUGCAAUAUUAAUAUGUCUUUAAAGUCCACCAUUAAAGCGACCCUUCCAGACUGAUUACACUGUAAUACCAUGUUUUUGACAGGUAACAUUUGAAGGCGUAGUAGGAAGCAGUAUCACUGGUGCCAUAGCAAUUGAUGACUUCUUCUUCACAGGGGGGGCUUGUCCUUUUGAU
Molecule: messenger RNA, 2893 nt
Organism: Porites lobata
Lineage: Eukaryota; Metazoa; Cnidaria; Anthozoa; Scleractinia; Poritidae
Source: the annotation of a GenBank genome assembly